ACCAUUUCCCCUGUUUUCCUCUUAUGGCAGCUAAUGUUCUUCCAACGGCUAAUCUCAACCUGGAGCUUGAUUGUAAGACCAUUCAUGAUUCUUUGGGAAGCUUGAGCCAUUUGAUUCCUUAUCUUUCUCGUCUGACUCAAUCUCAAAGACAACAACUCAGAAAGACCUAUGAGGCAGCGUAUGGUGAAGACUUGAUAGGUCAUCUUCAAAGAUACGAAGCAGAGGUUUCGUCUGUGAAAUCCUCUGCUUUGUCCCUGUGGAUGCUUAACCCGCAUGAUAGGGAUGCUAUUAUAUCCAGGGAAGCCCUCCAGCAAGACGACACCAAUUUCAAGGCUCUGGUGGAAAUCUUUGUGGGUCGGAAAUCAAGUCAUAUUCUUUUGAUCAAACAGGCAUACAAUAGAAGAUUCAGAAGGAACUUGGACCAAGACAUUAUCGAUCUGGACCCUCCUCAUCCCUUUCAAAAGAUUCUUGUGGCAUUGACUGCAUCACACGAAGCUCACCAAACUGAGACUAGUCAGCAUAUAUCCAAGUGUGACGCAAGGAGGCUCUAUGGAACUGGAGAGGGAGGCUCAGGAGCAAUUGAUGAAUCAGUGGUACUUGAAAUUCUCAGUAAGAGAAGCAUUGCCCAGCUGAAGCUGACAUUUUUAAGUUAUAAGCACAUAUAUGGACAUGACUACACAAAGUCACUCAAAAGGGGAAACAGUCUGGAAUUUGAGAAGUCUCUUAUUCUGGUUGUGAAAUGCAUCUGCAAUCCGGCAAGCUACUAUGCAAAGGCACUGUACAACAGCACCAAAGGGGGAACGAUUGACACAGGAACUUUGGUACGGACACUAAUCAGCAGGGCCGAGAUAGACAUGGACGAGAUCAAAAGGGUUUUCAAGCAAAAAUAUGCGAAGGAACUUGGUGAUGUAAUUUAUCAAAGCAUUCCAUCUGGAGACUUGAGAGACUUUCUGGUUGCUCUGGCCACAAGAACCACCCAUUCUUCUACUUAGGCAGCCUCGUCUGCUUCUACAUCCUAUAGCAGCAAAGCAAGUUGGUAACAGGGAUAAUAAGAUCAAGCUUCUAUGACCUCCUUGUGUGUGAAAAAAUAUUUAGCUUUACAAGCAAUGGCAUAUGCAGGAUUAUACCACAAUUUGAUAGUCGUCUCAAAAGUUACCUCUGUUGUGCCGAAAACAAGUUAAAAUAAAUAAUAAAAGGAACUUCUCUUUCCUUUUUAUCUUUCUG
Neltuma alba is the source of this 1224-nucleotide messenger RNA. RefSeq names its product annexin A13-like. Gene Ontology annotation, cellular component: plasma membrane; cytoplasm. The record is from RefSeq and is a predicted model, not a curated record. Gene Ontology annotation, molecular function: calcium-dependent phospholipid binding; calcium ion binding; phosphatidylserine binding. Gene Ontology annotation, biological process: response to water deprivation; response to salt stress; response to cold. The transcript is spliced from 4 exons. The coding region runs from base 24 to 992 and encodes 322 amino acids. Lineage: Eukaryota; Viridiplantae; Streptophyta; Magnoliopsida; Fabales; Fabaceae.